GCCCGGGUGGCAAGAGACCGGCGCGCUGUGUGGAGUGCGGGAACCGCUGGGGUGUCGUGACCGCGAGCGAGCCAGGCCGGGAUGGCAGCGCCGCUCGCUCGGCACCGGGGAGCCGGGGCUGCGGGCCAGCACCGGCUGGUGCUGCUUUGGAUGCUGUUGCUGGUGCCGCUGCUGGCGCGGCCCGCGGCGGCCCUGGUGGAGGGGCUGUACUGCGGCGCGCGGGACUGCUACGAGGUGCUGGGCGUGAGCCGCUCGGCCACCAAGGCCGAGAUCGCGCGGGCCUACCGCCAGCUGGCCCGGCGCUACCACCCCGACCGCUACCGGCCCGAGCCCGGCGACGAGGGCCCCGGGCGGGCGCCGCCCAGCGCCGAGGCUUUCCUGCUGGUAGCGACCGCCUACGAGACUCUCAAGGAUGAAGAAACACGGAAAGAUUAUGACUACAUGCUGGAUCAUCCAGAAGAAUAUUACAGCCAUUACUAUCACUACUAUAGCAGGCGCUUAGCCCCUAAAGUGGAUGUUAGGAUAGUAAUUUUGGUCAGUGUGUGUGCUAUUUCUAUGUUUCAGUACUUCAGCUGGUGGAAUAGCUACAAUAAAGCAAUCAGCUACCUAGCCACAGUGCCCAAGUACCGCAUCCAGGCAACAGAGAUCGCCAAGCAGCAGGGACUGCUCAGAAAAGCCAAAGAAAAAGGCAGAAACAAGAAAUCCAAAGAGGAAGUUCGUGACGAGGAGGAGAACAUCAUAAAGAACAUUAUAAAAAGUAAAAUUGAUAUAAAAGGAGGCUACCAGAAACCUCAAAUACGAGAUCUGCUGCUGUUCCAAAUCCUUUUAGCUCCCCUUCACCUGUGCUCCUACAUGGCCUGGUAUUGCCGGUGGAUCUAUAAUUUUAACAUCAAAGGCAAAGAAUAUGGGGAGGAAGAGAGACUAUACAUCAUUCGUAAGUCUAUGAAAAUGUCACAAUCCCAGUUUGAUAGUCUAGAAGACCAUCAGAAAGAAACUUUCCUUAAACGGGAGCUCUGGAUAAAGGAGAAUUAUGAGGUGAGUAUUCAAUCUGCCGGAUGUUAUUAUGAUGAGACAGUGGGUUUCUAGCCUGUAAUUCGUCUUAAAAUUCUCUGAUUCAACUAAUUCCUAGUGUCAUUUGUUGCGUGGAACAGUGGAAAGAGUGGGACAAUGUUUGUUUUUGCAAGGGUGCUCCAACAAACUUUAAGUUGUGCUCAAUAAAAGUUACUCUGUCCCAAGUUUGCUUCUAGUGAUGAAAACCUAGCCACAGAGACUGAUUAAAAAGAGGGCAGAGGAAGGGAGAGAGUAAGAGAUGGAGUACUUUUGAAGAAACUAUUUCAAAAUAAUAAGCACAGAAUUUUCUGUAUAAUAACUUCUAUAUCUAGGAAGUUUUACUUUACUUUUAAAUUUAAUUGACUUUCUGCAAUGCCUUUAAACUUGGAGCAUUUUAUUAAAUGCUUCAUUUUAUAACUGUCAACUGUAGAAAUUAUUUUGAGAUGAUUAAGUUAUCCACAGUAUUAAAGGGACUUACAGUCUCAUUGUGAUAAUGCUGUUUCAGGUUCUCGAACAUAUUAAGUAUAAGAAUUAGCAUAUUAAAUACAAGAAGAAAACAUACUGAAAGCUUAAAAAAUUUGAAAGAUGAUUUUUUUUUUCUUUUGGUGCGGGU
This is a messenger RNA of Perognathus longimembris pacificus (Pacific pocket mouse), 1663 nucleotides long. Its product is annotated as dnaJ homolog subfamily C member 25-like. Bases 82 to 1086 code for a protein of 334 amino acids. The record is from RefSeq and is a predicted model, not a curated record. Lineage: Eukaryota; Metazoa; Chordata; Mammalia; Rodentia; Heteromyidae. Gene Ontology annotation, biological process: protein folding. Gene Ontology annotation, cellular component: endoplasmic reticulum membrane. The transcript has 3 exons.